Molecule: messenger RNA, 2913 nt
Organism: Marmota monax (woodchuck)
Lineage: Eukaryota; Metazoa; Chordata; Mammalia; Rodentia; Sciuridae
Product: protein adenylyltransferase SelO-like
Exons: 20
Coding region: 1-2091 (696 amino acids)
Source: RefSeq, a predicted model, not a curated record
AUGGUCCGAGAAGCGCUUGGGCCCCGCCCGGCCUCCCCCUCCCGCUCCUCGGGGGCUCGUUUUUCCGGCUCUCCGCGGCCGGACAGCCGGCGGGGAAGGCCCGGCGUCCUGGGGAGGAGGCGGCCAGCCCUGGGGCCACCAAGCCUGGCCUCCUGCGGGACGAGCACUGUGUUCCCAUCCCUUCCCCGGAGCCGCUCGGGAGACGGCCGGUCACUCCAAAAUGUACCUUUGGUGGCCCAGCUGUUGGCAAGAAAUAGCACAGUGCUCCGGACUCGGCAGCCACGAAAGUCUCGCUCUGCGUAUUUUGGCAGAAAUAUGAUUCAGAGCACAGGGUUCUGGUUCUGUGGCCUACCCCGGAGACCACAGUUCCCCCUUCUGCUUCUCUUGAGGGUGACCUGCCACGCUGUCGUGGGUUGCCUUUUACAAUCUGCUGCAGAAGGAAGUGUCGACCUUCUGCCACUUUCCAGUAACAAGUCCAACCACGUUCAGGGCUACUGUGAAACAGAAGCUAAAUUGGCCCUCUCUCUCGACUUUUGGACUCUCUCCUCUGAAAAUCUAAUAGCUGUGUUGCCAGUUGAUCCUGUUCAGGAAAAUUAUGUUCGUAAAGUGAAAAACUGUAUUUUUUCAAUUGCCUUCCCUACUCCUUUCAAAUCAAGAGUACUUCUUGCAGCAGUCUCAAAGGAAGUUCUAGAAGAUAUUUUGGAUCUUGAUUUAUCUGUAUCAGAAACGGAUGAUUUUAUCCAGCUUGUAAGUGGUGGAAAGAUAGUAUCUGGAUCUGUUCCAUUGGCUCACCGAUACGGUGGCCACCAGUUUGGGAUGUGGGCAGAUCAGCUUGGAGAUGGAAGAGCUCACCUUAUUGGAACUUACAUGAACAGACAGGGUGAAAAAUGGGAGCUCCAGUUAAAAGGCUCAGGAAAGACCCCAUAUUCCCGAAAUGGUGAUGGUAGAGCAGUACUUCGUUCCUCGGUGAGAGAAUUUCUGUGUAGUGAGGCUAUGCACUACCUUGGAAUUCCAACUAGUAGGGCUGUAAGCCUGGUUGUAAGUGAUGAUGAAGUAUGGCGAGAUCAGUUCUACAAUGGAAAUAUUAUGAAAGAACGAGGUGCAGUAGUGCUGCGUGCUGCAAAAUCAUGGUUUAGAAUUGGAUCAUUAGAAAUUUUGACUCAUUAUGGUGAACUGGAUUUAUUGAGGACACUAUUAGACUUCAUUAUACAGGAACAUUUUCCCUCAAUAGAUGUCAAAGAACCUAAUAGAUAUGUGGAUUUUUUUUCCACUGUGGUAUUUGAGACAGCACAACUUAUUGCCUUGUGGAUGUCUGUUGGCUUUGCUCAUGGUGUUUGUAAUACUGAUAACUUCAGUUUGUUAUCCAUUACAAUUGACUAUGGUCCAUUUGGUUUUAUGGAGGCCUAUAAUCCAGAUUUUGUACCAAACGUAUCAGAUGAUGAAAGAAGAUAUAAAAUAGGAAAUCAAGCCAGUAUUGGAAUGUUUAAUUUAGACAAGUUGUUGCAAGCUCUAAACCCAUUAUUGGAUCUUGGGCAAAAGCAGCUUGCUGCUCAGAUUCUCCAUCAGUACCCUGCUCAUUAUUAUGCAAGGUUUAGAAAAUUGUUCAAAGCCAAACUGGGAUUACUUGGAGAAAAGGAGGGUGAUGAUGAUUUAAUCGAAUUUCUCUUACAUCUCAUGGAAAAGACAGAAGCUGACUUUACGAUGACAUUUCUGCAGCUCAGUGAGAUUACCGAGAGCCAGUUACAGGAACUCAACAUUCCUCAGCAAUUCUGGGCACUGAAGACAAUUUCAAAGCAUGAACUCUUUCCUACCUGGGUGUCCAAAUACAUUUUGAGACUGAAGAGUAACAUGAAUGACUCAGAUUCUGAAAGAAGAAAAAGAAUGAUAACUGUUAACCCUAGGUAUGUGCUGAAGAACUGGAUGGCUGAAUCUGCAGUACAGAAAGCAGAAAGAAAUGAUUUUUCAGAGGUCCGUCUUCUCCAGCAAGUACUUCGGAGUCCUUUCCAGAAGUAUUCUGCCGCUGAGAGAGCAGGCUACGCCUUACCCACUCCUUCUUGGGCUAAAGAUCUCAGAGUCAGUUGCUCAUCUUAAUUUGGGAAAAAUCAAUUAAAAAUACUUCUAUUAUUGAACUUAACAUGGAAUAAUCUAUUUUGUAAAUUCUUAAUUAUCAUCUACAUUUUGAUGACAACCCCAUGUUUAAUAAUAAUGAUUAUAUGCAAAAAUAUUUUUAGCCAAAUAAAUUGGACCUUAUUCUUGAAACAUCUCUGUGAUUAUUUUUGUUCUAAUCAAUAACUUAAUGGAAGAACAAAAUGUUUUUAGCAAAACAAUGAGUUAACCUCAAUGACUAAGAAAUCUUCUGACAGUAUUUUAAUCAAAAUGAUUUGUAGGUAUUCAUCUAGUACUUACAAAAUAUUAUGAAUUUUGGGGUACAUUGAUAAGCAUGUAGUUUAAUUGUACUCCUAGAUGAUUUUUUUCUGUUAUGGAAACAUUUACUGAAGUAGAGAAAAUAUUUUUAUGACUCAAAUUUAUAUUUAACCAUCUUACUAAUUAUAAGUGCAUGGCCAAUCUUCCCUCACCUAUAUAGCCACUGGGUUCAAGAUAUAUAUAAAUAUAUAUAAAUAGCAGAAAGAUCAGUAGAGGAGAGGAAAGGAAACAGGGAGAGGGAGGAGAGGGAAGGGAAGGAUAAGUAUUGGGGACUUAAUUGAACCAAAUUAUAUUCCAUGCAUUUAUAAUUAUGUCAAAAUGAAUCCUAACAUUAUGUAUAACUAAUAUGAAUGAAUACAAAAAUGAAGAAAUUUAAAAGUUUCUAAGGCCCAAUUAUUGAGUUGAAUCAUCUUAAUAUCAUACCAGCCAUUAUUUCUGUGAUCAAAUCAAAUAUGUGAAUCAUAAUAAAGAUCUAAAUGUUCUCCCUUU